This is a messenger RNA of Oryctolagus cuniculus (rabbit), 6343 nucleotides long. It is a transcript of the gene ZFP14, whose product is annotated as ZFP14 zinc finger protein. The record is from RefSeq and is a predicted model, not a curated record. Lineage: Eukaryota; Metazoa; Chordata; Mammalia; Lagomorpha; Leporidae. Gene Ontology annotation, biological process: regulation of DNA-templated transcription.
CUCUGUGUGCCGGCUGGGGCGGGAACUAGCCCUUCCCGGCCGUGGACUACAUUUCCCAGAGGCCUCCGCGCGGAGUUUCCUUCCGGCUCCGUUGUUGCUGUGGGCUCCGAGAGUUCUGGCUUGUCUGGACUCUGCGGUUUCCUAAGAGAAAUCUCGAAAAGGACUGAACAGUUCUUGCAGUUCUGAAACCAUGGCCCAUGGACCAGUGACGUUCAGGGAUGUGGCCAUAGACUUCUCACAAGAAGAAUGGGAAUUCCUGGACUCUGCUCAGAGGGACUUAUAUAGGGAUGUAAUGUGGGAGAACUACAGCAACUUCAUCUCCCUGGGACCUUCCAUUUCUAAUCCAAACUUGGUUACUUUAUUGGAUGACGAAGGAAAGGAACCUGGGAUGGUUGUGAGGGAAGGGACAAGAAAAUACUGCCAUGAUUUGGAGUCCAGAUGUAGGACCAACACUUUAUCUCCAGAAAAGGACAUUUGUGAAAUAUAUUCAUUCCAGUGGGAGAUAAUGGAAAAAAUUAAAAGCUGUGGCAUCCAAGGCCCCAUUUUUAAAAAUGAUUGGAAAUGCAAAAGCAAAAUUGAGGGGAAGAAGGAGCCACAAGAGCGUUGUAUUGGGCAAGUGAACAUUGCCUCUGAAAAGGUGACCUCUUAUAAAAAACACAAUUUUCUUGCUGAAUAUCAGAUAAUUCAUAAUGGAGAAAAGAUAUAUGAGUGUAAGGAAUGUAGGAAAACCUUUAUUCGUCGUUCAACAUUAAGUCAACACCUGAGAAUUCAUACUGGUGAGAAACCUUACAAAUGUAAGGAAUGUGGGCAGGCCUUUAGGCAGCGUGCACACCUUAUUCGACAUCACAAACUUCAUACUGGUGAGAAACCCUAUGAAUGUAAGGAGUGUGGGAAGGCCUUUACAGUACUCCAAGAACUCACUCAGCAUCAGAGACUUCAUACUGGUGAAAAACCUUACGAAUGUAAGGAAUGUGGCAAGGCUUUUAGGGUACAUCAACAGCUGGCUCGCCAUCAGAGGAUUCACACUGGUGAGAAACCCUAUGAAUGUAAGGCGUGUGGGAAGACCUUCAGACAGUGCACACACCUUACUCGACACCAGAGGCUUCAUACUGCUGAGAAGCUCUAUGAAUGCAAGGAAUGUGGGAAAGCCUUUGUAUGUGGUCCAGACCUUAGAGUGCAUCAGAAAAUUCAUUUUGGUGAGAAGCCCUAUGCGUGUAAGGAAUGUGGAAAGGCUUUUAGAAUAUGCCAACAGCUUACUGUCCAUCAGAGUAUUCAUACCGGUGAGAAACCCUAUGAAUGUAAGGAAUGUGGGAAGACUUUCAGAUUAAGGCAGCAGCUUGUUCGCCAUCAGAGAAUACAUACGCGUGAGAAACCCUAUGAGUGUAUGGAGUGUUGGAAGACAUUUAGUAGUUACUCUCAACUUAUUUCACAUCAGAGCAUUCAUAUUGGCGAGAGACCUUAUGAAUGUGAAGAAUGCGGGAAGGCCUUUAGACUGCUCUCACAACUUACUCAACAUCAGAGCAUUCACACUGGCGAGAAACCUUACGAAUGUAAGGAGUGUAGAAAACCUUUUAGACUGCUCUCACAGCUUACUCAGCAUCAGAGUAUUCAUACUGGUGAGAAACCUUAUGCCUGUAAGGAGUGUGGGAAGGCUUUCAGGCUUUAUUCAUUUCUUACUCAGCAUCAGAGGAUUCAUACUGGCGAGAAACCCUACAAAUGUAAGGAAUGCAAGAAGGCCUUUAGACAGCACUCACACCUUACUCAACAUCAGAAGAUUCACAAUGGAGCUUAGUAGAAGAAAGCCUUCAAAUACACAUUGUGUUUCAGAACAUCAGAAAGUUCAUUUUUGAAAAAAUUUGUUUCAUGCGCACAACUAAGCACAAUAAAUUUUAUAUUAGAAAGAAUCUGUUGCUUUAAAAACCUUCCCUCACCUUUUAAACAUUCUGUUUCUUCAGCAAAUUCCUAUGAGAGAAUAACAUGAUGAAUCUAGGAAACUGUUUAGCCUUAUCAUAUCUUUAUUUACCACUUUAUUACCACAGGGAUAUUGGACAAGAUAGUGUACGUGCCUCAUUUUUCUCAUUGUAAAAUGAUGUUACUUAUUUUUAUUAUUUAUUAUGUAAUAAAUUACCACAAACUUAGUAGCUUAGAAUAAUACACAUUAUCUCCCAGCUACUAUGGAUGUGAAAUCUGGUUGUGACUUAAUUGUGUCAAGGACCUCAUCUGAAGGCUCCAUUAGAGAAGGAUCCAGAGGAUUGUAGCCUGAAUUCGUUUCAUCAAGGAGUGUUACAGUGAGAUCCCCAGCUUCUGCCUGGCUGCUGGCUGAAGACCGACUGCAGCCUUUUGCCACAGUGGCCUCUUCAGCAUGGCUAAUCGCUUCAUCAGAGCACACAAGCCAAGAUGGCAGUGGAGUCUGCUAGCAAGAAGAAAGCUACAGUUUUGUGUCAUCUACUCAUGGAAAUGACAUCACAUCGUCUGCUAUUUUCAGCUGGUUAGAAGUAAAUCUUUGAGCGUCCACUGUGGUGUAGCAGGUGAGCUGUUGCCUGCAGCACUGGCAUCACACAUGGGCACUGGUUUGAUUGAAAGCACUGCUCUGCUUUCAAUCCAUCUCCCUGCUAAUGGUCUGGGAAAAGCAGCAGAAGAUGGCCCUAGUGCUUGGGCCCCUGCUGCCACUGUGGGAGACCUGGUUGAAGCUCCUGGCUUUGGCCUGGCCUAGCCCUGGCUGUUAUGGCCAUCUGAGGAGUGAACGAAUAGAUGGAAGAUUUCUCUCUGUAUCUACCUCUCUCUCUCUCUGUAAAUCUUUCAAAUAAACAAAUAAAUCUUUAAAAAAGAAGUAAAUUACUAAGAAGCCCACACUCAAGAGAAAGGGAUUAUAAUGAAUGUGAAUACCAGGAGACAGGAGCCAUUGGGGGUCAAGCCUGCAACACCAUGUAAUGAUAUUGUUGUGAGUAUUGAAUAGUUAGUACUUGGCAGAUGAGCAGUCACAUAGCAUGUAUUCUGUAAAUAUUAUUUAUAAUUAUAAUCAGUAUUUGUGAAUUCAAUUGAAAGAUCCUAUAGGAGUAAUAAAUGUAAAAAUGCCUCUUAUCACCUCUCAGCACUUACUAAACAAACUAAUUUAUUCUAAGUAAGAUAUGGGAGAUUACAGUGAAUAUAAGAAGUUCUUCAUCACUUAACCUGCAUCAGAAAUUUCAUGCUGAAAAGAAACUUUCAUGAAUAUGAGGUGGUUGAGUAUGACUAUUGGAGAAUCAGAAAUAUGGAAUGAUAUUCCUAUAAUUUCAAAAAGCAAAUGGUUACAAUCCCUGUUGUCUGACUAUAGUUCAAGAUUAAUUCAAAAUUAAUGCUAUACUUCAAAAAGAGGACAGAAACUAGCCAUGUUGAAAUUUAAUUUUGUUGAUGUGUACACACAUACAUGUAAAUGCAUAUGUGUGUCUGUUUAAGAUUCUGUAAAACAUAUUCCGUUACAAUCAGUAUACUUUGUGGUACUCGAAAUGUUCUUUCUUCAACCUGUUGGAGUUGUUUCAGGUUGGAUCUUUUGACAUGACCCCACCAGUAGAUUGACAGUAUACUUAAUUGUGGCUGCAUAAUUUAGUCACUUAGAGAAGAUGCUAGGGCACUGAUUCAUAAUUCUUAAAGGAGGAAUUGAACAUUUAUUUUUCUGUAUGAACCAAGUUUUCAGGUCACCCUGAAUUCAUCUGAUUUAAGUUCUUUUUAAAAGAAGUCCAAUCAGAAAAUACAGAAAGAAUGAUAGAAUAAGAAAAAAAAAGUCACCAUUUUCUAAAUGCUAAUGGGUUAAAAGGUCCAGAAAAUGACCUUUAAAGGAUGAAAACUGAGAUUUUUAUAUUAAAAUUUUUAUAUUGGAUUUAUCAAGUUGACCAUCUCUGAACCCUUUGAUCAAUUUUAACUUCAGUAACAAUAGGUCUGUAAGACAAUAUCCGCUGAUACAAUGCAACAGGAAGAAUCACUACCUGAGAAACCUUACUGCCAAAAUAAUGAACUGAAGUAUAUCAAGUAUUUUAAAACCAAGAGUGAAACAUUGUAGUUGCCAUCACAUGAAAGCAGAUCAAGAAUAUGUAAAGUGUUCUGAUUUCAACUAAUGAAUGGCAUGAGAAACAGAAUGAAAGAGAUGGAAGAAGUGUGGCAUUAUGUUGGCAUUACUUGGUGGCAGCAAUGUCAAACGACAUUUUGGAGAUGAUGAGGCAAGUGUGGACACUUAGAAACACUAAUUUUUUUAAAGCACUGAUAACACAAAUGUGGUUACUAAGUAUAUGUUUUAGAGAUACGCAUUUAUGAAAUUAUAAGAUUUCCCUUAAGAUAUUCCAACAAAAGAAAAGGAAUUGGCUAAGAGAGCUGGAAACUACAUUGGCAAAAUAUUGAUAACUACUGAAGUUCAGUGAUUUGAUCAUAUGACAUUGUUCUAACAUCUCUGCUUUUGUAAAUGUUUGAAAUUUUAAUAAUAAAAUGUUUAAAAUCAAAAUUGAAAUUAUAGACUACUUAGAAAUGGAUGGUAAUGUCUACAUAUCUGAAUUUGUAAAAGAUCACCAAACUUUUGUUUUUGAGAAAAUAUUGCUCUUUAGUGUGCUAAAGAAAUUUUUGUUUAUAGGCCCAAUAUUCAUCAUCUUCACUUAGACACAGCAACCAUUAUAUUAUGUCAUGUAGAGGAACGUAAUGUAGGAAUGAAUAAGCAUUUACAUCAAGAAAUGGGACCAACACAAGUAACAGUGAAGGCAAGUGUAGUAAAAAAUAGGAAUGAACAAAAAAUACAAUUGACUUGGUCCAAGGUUCAUAAUAACUAUGCCAGGUUUAGUAAAAAAAAAAAAGUGCAUAUGGAGCAUUAAUGAUUAUUAAGUUGACACAGCUACAGGUAAGUAAGGAGAUUUUAAAAAAUUAGAAGAAUACCAUAUGAAGGUACUUCAGAAGUUAGUGGAAAAUGGAAUUUGAAAAUGUUAAUUUUGGUGUAAAAUAUUUGAUGCAUAUUUUUUCAUAAUAUGCAUUUCCAUGAACAUUUUGAAGACCUCUUGUAUUCUUGGAUUUCAAAAUAUUUUGCACUAAAACUUACCUUUUAAAUUUGUUUUUCAAUGAACUUUUGAAAGUACUCUUAUACACAUAUCUUUUUAUAAUACAUUGAAAACUACAGAAUGAUUAUGCUUAUUUUCUAAAUGAGCUUAUCUCAAAAUUGCCUGGAUUCCCCAGAACUCAACAAGAUGGACAGCUGUGUAUUUGUGUAUGUGAACUUUGUAUUUAAGAAAAAAAUCUGAUACUUUGACAGGUGAAAAGCUUUAGAAAAUAGAUAAUAUUAAAGAUUUUACCAAUUAAUUUUGCACAGUUAAAAUAUGCAAUUAAGAUAGCUCCUUAAAGAUUGUAUUCUUUACACUUCCAAGUACAGUAUAUUUAGGUUUAUCACAAAACCAGUCUUCACUAAAAGGUGAGUGUGUUUCCUUUUCCACACAUCAGAUACCUCCUGAAGACCUCUGUUUAAUGUGGCUUACAGCUGAAACCUUUUGUUCUCCAUGCUGCUUUUUGAGGGGAUACUAGUUGUUGAUGUUGUUUAAAAACAAAGAUUGCUUGGGAAAAGGCAAACGAAGCAAGGGACAAAAUCAUCUAUUUUAGAGAGGGUUUGAAAUAUAUAAUAGUUUGUCAAAAGAUGUAAAUAAAUUGUUAUAUGAAUAUAUGUCAAACUGACUUCAUUAUGGAAUUCUCAGUUGGAAAUAUUUGGAAGAUCUUUGAAACAUGUAUCACUUUUGCAGAUGCUACUAUAAACACAGUGUCUUCAAGGAUGUUUCAGACAUGGUGAGUGAGGGUGUUGGGAGGAGCUAACGAGAACACUUCCUCGCUGUUUUUUCAUGCUCUGAAAGUAACUGCCUGCUUGGAUGGUAAUGUUCAAUAGAAAAGAAAAGAUUCUAGGCUAGUUCUGGAUAUAUAUAUAUAUAUAUAUAUAUAUAUAUGAAACAUGUUUAAAUAUUCUAUUAAUGGGGCUGGCGCUGUGGUGUAGUAGGCAAAGAUGCCACCUGCAGUGCUGGCAUUUCACAUGGGCACUUAUUUGAGUUCCAGCUGCUCCACUUCGAUCCAGCUCUCUGCUAUGGCCUGGGAAAGCAGUAGAAGAUGGCCCAAGUCCUUGGACCCCUGCACCCACAUGGGAGACCUAGAAGAAGCACCUGGCUUUGAUUGGCGCAGCUGUGGCCGUUGCGGCCAAUUGGGGAGUGAACAAUUGGAUGGAAGACCUUUCUCUCUCUCUGCCUCUCCUCUCUCUAACUCUGAAUUUCAAAUAAAUCUUUAAAAAAAAAAAAAACUGUUAAGCAGUGUUAGGACAUAAAUGAUUUUUUCAUUGUAAUAAAAAUGCUAUAUUGAA